UAACUUUUCCGAGUCUCAUGCUCUCAUGAGUCUCAACACCGAGUCCUGGAAGCUUAACCUGAACAAUGUAUAGCAGGUGCUAUUCUCAGAAACUAGAGGAUUCAUUGUUUCAGGUUCUGUCCAACAGAACCAGUAGGCGGUUCCUGUUGGACCUGUCGGACCACCGUGGUUCCGGCGAACUACUAGACUUGUUCCAGAUCCGGUCAUGGCUGCAGCUGUUUGGAUCCGUCGAUGUCAGAGAGCCUCACCACUGGCCGGUUGCAGAGCCAAGCACAGCGGUUUGAAGACCCAGUAUGACGCGCUGGUCAUCGGUGGAGGUCACAAUGGACUGAUCGCUGCGGCCUAUCUUCAGAAAGGAGGGGUGAAGACCGCUGUGCUGGAGCGCAGACAUGUGCUCGGAGGAGCUGCCGUGUCAGAGGAGAUCAUCCCUGGUUUCCACUUCUCCAGGUGUUCCUAUCUGCUCAGUUUGUUGCGCCCCCACAUAUACUCCGACCUGGAGCUAAAGAAACAUGGGCUGAAGGUGUACAUGAGGGACCCUCAUUCUUUUACACCCAUGCUGGAGGACGGGGUCGGAGGUCGCCCGCCCAGAUCUCUCACUCUGGGUUCUAAUCUUGCCAGAAACCAGCGAGAGAUCAGCAAGUUUUCUGAAAAGGAUGCCAAGGCAUACGCAGGCUUUAUUUCCCAUAUUGACAAACUGGGUGAAGCUAUUCACCCACUACUGGAUGCUCCAGCGGUGGACAUCCAGGGCCUAACAUCUGGAUCCCUGAGGAAGCAAUUGACGGCUGCUAAAUCACUGAAGGCUUUACUUAAAUGUGGAAUGAAACUUGGCAAAAACAUUCCAGACAUGUAUGAGAUCGUAACAGCACCCAUUACAAAGAUCCUCAAUCGAUGGUUUGAGUCAGAACCGCUGAAGGCGAUGCUCGCCACAGACGCGGUGAUCGGGGCCAUGAUCAGUCCCAGCAACCCUGGAAGCGGGUAUGUCCUGCUCCAUCAUGUGAUGGGCGAGUUGGAGAAGGAAAAAGGAGCGUGGGGAUAUGUUGAAGGAGGGAUGGGAGGUGUGUCCAAGGCGAUAGCGAGCGCUGCUCGGUCCUACGGUGCGGACGUCUUCACAGAGAAGGAGGUUGAACAAGUCCUGGUGGGCUCGGACGGUGCUGCCCGGGGGGUAGUACUGAAAGACGGGACUGAGAUACACAGCAAAAUAGUCCUUUCGAAUGCUACACCUUAUCUUACCUUCAAGAAUCUGAUGCCUCAGGGUGUUCUUCCUCCAGAGUUCUCCAAAGCCAUUGACCAAAUAGAUUACACCUCACCUGUCACCAAGAUCAACGUGGCAGUAGACAAGCUUCCAAACUUCCUGGCGGCUCCCACCCCUGAUGGCAAACCUGGACCCCAUCACCAGUGCUCCAUUCAUCUCAACUGUGAGAGUGUGGAGGUGCUGACAAGCGCCUACCAUGAUGCUGUGAACGGACGUCCUUCGACGAGGCCGAUGCUGGAGGCGACCAUCCCCUCUGCAUUAGACCCAACUUUGGCGCCCCCUGGCUGCCAUGUGGUGCUGCUGUUCACUCAGUUUACUCCUUACCACAUUGAGGGCCGGGAAUGGACUGAACAGGACAAGCAAGCGUAUGCAGAUAAUGUGUUCGACUGGGUGGAGAGAUAUGCGCCUGGAUUCAAAAAGUCAGUGGUAGGCAGGGACAUCUUGACCCCACCUGACCUGGAGAGGAUUUUCGGACUCACUGGAGGGAACAUCUUCCAUGGGUCGAUGUCUUUGGACCAGCUCUACCUGGCACGGCCGCUGCCCUCCAUAUCCGACUACCGCACGCCCAUCGCCGGCCUUUAUCUGUGUGGCAGUGGCUGCCAUCCAGGUGGCGGUGUAAUGGGAUCGCCUGGCUGGAAUGCAGCCCUGACUGCGAUGGCUGACCUGAAAAGUCUCAGGAGAUAAAUCUGUCAUUGCUUUCUGAACUGACUUGAGCACUCCACCUUUACACUGCGGCAGAACAAGACAGCUUUAAUACUGUUAGGAUUUAUCAUCAUGUUUGUCACAAAUGAAAUGAAUUCAAUUAAAAUAUUAGCAGAAGUAAUAUUAAAGGGUCUUCAGCAUACAAAUCUCACACAUCAAUAGAGUAGCUUUGCAUACUUUAUAAAAUGUUGACUGCCAUGGUGUAAACACUAAAACAUUGAAAAAGAAACAAGGACUACAAAAAUAAGUGAUGAACUGUGUCUGGAUGAGGAAUGAGAACUUUUUAUUAUCAUUAUUAUGAUUAUAGAUCUGUUGUGAUUUUUUUUAUCGAUGUAGACAUUUACUUUCUAAUGUUGUACAACACAAUGAAAUAAAUAUGAUAUAAUGAAAUAUUUUGACAUCAUGUUAUGAAGCUGAAAAAUGAAGCUGAAAAACACAAAACCACAUACUCCGUAUGAAACAAAUCCUCAGGUCUGUUGCAACAUCUGCCUUGUGGAUCUUUUAUUGGAGGUGACUGAUUGUCAGGUCAGUCUCAGAUGUUUGUUGUUUCUAGUAAUUUACAGUCUGAAAUUCUGUCUGACUGAAUGUGAUAUUAUCGAUUAUCAUCAAUGAUAGACCCCUCACUGUCUGUCAAACACUCCAGUCUAUAAUGAAGCCAGGAGUCUAUAAACCAACAAUGCUAAUUUGUACUUCGAUCGUUUUUUGAGUAAGUUUUCUGGUGCCACAUUUUUGCUGUAUCCUGUUCUUUAACUGUGCUGGUAACAUUAAAACUUUACUCUUGUUUAGUAUUCCUGAAUUUACAGUGUAGUUUCUCAGUUUAACAUUUAUAUUAAGGCUUCACUUUCGAGUGAAUAUUAUUACAUGGUUUCACCCGACUUGAGAUUUCAGCUUGACAGUGAUGAGCCUCACAAAAUUUAGCAAGGUUAUGACCAGCUAAAAUGAGAUUUCACGGUGGAUCACUAACUUCAACUGUGAAGUGGGGAUCAGAGUGAUCAAAAUUUUAACUAUGCCGCAACGUUUUGAGUUGUGUGUCCAUUUGACACAACGAGACGGUGAACAGAACUAUUCUGGAACUUAAACCUAUUGUGAUGUUUUAGUAAUAAUGACUCCUCAUACUAUUAGCAUGUAAUAACUUUGCAUGAAUGAAUAAAUGUGAGUGGUACUGUAACAUGCAUUGUAUUUGUCUACCA
Molecule: messenger RNA, 3144 nt
Organism: Synchiropus splendidus (mandarinfish)
Lineage: Eukaryota; Metazoa; Chordata; Actinopteri; Syngnathiformes; Callionymidae
Gene: pyroxd2
Product: pyridine nucleotide-disulphide oxidoreductase domain 2
Exons: 16
Coding region: 206-1936 (576 amino acids)
Molecular function (GO): oxidoreductase activity
Source: RefSeq, a predicted model, not a curated record